Messenger RNA from Octopus sinensis (East Asian common octopus), 4204 nucleotides. RefSeq names its product serine/threonine-protein phosphatase 4 regulatory subunit 2. Gene Ontology annotation, biological process: protein dephosphorylation. NCBI's taxonomy places the organism in Eukaryota, Metazoa, Mollusca, Cephalopoda, Octopoda, Octopodidae. Gene Ontology annotation, molecular function: protein phosphatase regulator activity. The transcript is spliced from 7 exons. Gene Ontology annotation, cellular component: protein phosphatase 4 complex; cytoplasm; nucleus. Bases 108 to 1970 code for a protein of 620 amino acids. The record is from RefSeq and is a predicted model, not a curated record.
GAAUGUUCCUUUUGGCAAACGUGAUUUGCAGCCGAGUCUCACAACGGAGAGAGGUUGAGAGGGAAAUGACGUCACUCGACUAACAACACCGCCAUUUUUCACUGUACAUGGCGCAGGACGUUGCUUUUGGAGUUCGAAUCAUGGAAGACCAAGAAGCUAUACUGGAUGCACUAACUGAAGUGGAGCGCAAGGCAAAUAAGGAGAUUCCUCCUAUAUUGGACCAGUACUUGCUGCAAGUAGCCAAGACUGGAGAAACACUAUUUCCAUGGCCACGACUAAAGCCGUUGUUUGUUAAAAAGUUGGAUUCAGUAAUGCAGCAGUUUAAUGAAGAGUAUCCAGCUGACCAUUUGCUUAUGUCUCCAAAUGUAAAAAAUGUUAAAUUUGAAGAAAUGAGAAAUCGGAUCAUUAAUGCUGUCAACAGAUUUCAUGGUGCCCCUUUUACAAUUCAAAGACUAUGUGAGCUCAUAACUGAACCAACCAGACACUAUAAAAGGAGUGAUAAAUUUCUGAGAGGCAUUGAGAAGAACAUCAUGGUUGUUAGCACUGUGGAUCCAUACGGAAGAAAAGUUGUUUGUGAGUCACGGAAUAUUGUUAAUGGGAUUGAUAUUAAUGGACAUACUGCAUCAAUACGUACCCCACCACACACUCCUCCACCAUUGCCUGUUCCUUCACCGCCUCUUUGGCAAGCAACUUCCAUUGAUUCUGCUACCAUCUGGCCAUCUUCUAAGUCUGAUUCUGAUAAACCAGACAGUCCGACAUACGAUGAAAACUGUGAUGAACGAAAUGUGUCGCUUAGUAGUAGGACAUUACCUUCACCACCGCUACCAGGAACAGUCCAUUCUACAGAUUUAGGUAACAACAAUGUAGAAAUUAAUAACUCUUCAAUUGCAGAAGAUAAGUGUGAUAAAGAGGAUUCUUCAUCUUCUUUUGACUCCAUAUCUGAUGACCGAGACUCUGUUCAAUCUUCUACUAGUAGCAGUGGGGAAGAGUCUACUUUAAGUAGUGGUGAUGAUAAUUCUCAACAGUCUCCUACUAGUCAAAAUGGUCAUGAAGAAAGUACUGAACUAUCUACAGCAGACAGCUGUGCCAAUCAUCAGCCAAGGGAACUAACCCAAAAAGACCCACCAGCUACUGAUGUAUUAGCAGAUAUAAUGCAACUGGAGGAAGAAAACAGUAGAAGCAAACUGGAGACUAAAAUGGAAGACAUUCAAACACAACCAGCUUCAUCGGAGAGCAGUUCGAUUUCUAACAGUUUCCAUAUUAUAUCUGAAGAAACUUCGAAAGUUCAGUUCAUUCUUCCAAAAGAUAUGGUAAAGAACUGUGACAGUUCUGAUUCAGUUACAAACAAAUCCAGUUUGACAACAAACACUAGCAGUACUAUUACGAGUUCUAUCACAGCAAGUCAUACAUGUGCAUCAGUACCCACAAAUCAGUUACAGCCAGAGCUGUGCCAAGACUCAAGCACUCCACUGUCAUCAACAUCAUCUUUCUCUUCACAAUCUUUUCCCUCAUCUGCAGAUAUUUCUGAAACCACUGAUGUACCAGUGUCCCACCAUGAACCUACAGUAAAGAUCUGUUCUUCUGCUAAUACCAGCACUUCAGAGGCUGCUACUGUAGCACAAGCAGAGUCUGCUGAUAAUGCCGACUCGGUCGUUACUGAUAUUGCUUGUACAGACAAUUCAGUUUCUUCUUCUGAUGAAAUGACACCAGCUAUAUCAGAAGCUGACAAUACCCAGAUACCUCAACCAGAUGAAGAGAGUAAAAGAUGUGAGGAAGACAAUGACAGUAAUGAAGCAUCUUCAGUCAUGGAAACUAACUGUUGCCAACCUGAUCAAAUGCUGCAAAAGGAGGAUGGAGGAACCAACAGUUCAGCUUCUGAAAGUGCUGACGUUUCUGCUUCCACUACAAGUGUAACAUCUCCCCAAGUUCCAGAAUCUAAUACUCCAGAUGAAGAACCAAUGGAGUUAUAGCUGAAGAAUAUUUGCAAGGAGACUUGGAAUCAUUGUUCCUGUUAUUGCCACCACAAUUGCCCACAUCUAUGCAUCAUUCGUUAUAAGUUAUAAUUUCUUUUAACCAUUGCAACCUCUUAUUGUAUUACUUUUCUGGAAGAGAACAAAUAAGUUUAUUUUAGCUCUGUUUCUCAAACAGAAUUGCUUUUUAUAAUCCUGACAAUUUGAAUUUUGUUUUCCUCCAUGGCUUCCUUUUAUUACUUCUAAUACCUGUUUAAGGUCAAUAUUUCUUAAGGAUUUUUUAAUAUUGUUCUAUGUUGCAGGAGCAGUUAAAUUGAAAUACUCUUUCGUUCUGUUGAUAACUUGAUAUUUUUGUUUUACAAAGUACAGAUAGCUUUAAAAGUUUUUUUCAUAUAUAAAUACCUUAUUGGUAUAAAUAUUGGUUUAUUGAGUAGAAUGUUUUAAAUGGUAAUGGGAGGGUUUAGUACUGAUAUUAAAAGAAUUCAGAAGUGAUGUAAGACAAGUUACAUUUCAAGAUCUUAACCUUUUAAUUACAUUACUAAAUUUGACUUCUUCCCUGGUAAAGUUAUAUUUUAGAUAAAAGAAAUGAAAAUAGUAGGAUUUUAAAUGAUCAAAAAGGGUUGGCUUCAUGUAUCUCAUGGUUGCUUUAUUUCUUUCCUUAAAACUGUUUAUUUUUAUUUAAAAAAAGUUUUUUUUUGUCAUUAUUAUUAUAUUAGUUUCAGUCCUAAUUUUUUUCCCAACUCUUUUAGUGUUUAUGUUCUUUAAAAAUAUAAACUGUAUGAUGUUUGAAUCUAGUCCAACUUUUAAUUUUUUGUGAAGUGCCCUGUUUUUCUCCGCCAAAGAAUUUAUAAUAAAGCAUAACUUGCUUAAUUUCAAAACUAAUUUCUCUUAGUUUAUCCCUGUGUUUAUUCUAUCUUCAAAGACUUUGGAAAUAAUUAUUUUAUCUAAAAGUACUCUUAAUCUUCAUCCUGCCAUUUUACUGUUUUUGUUGUGUUGUUCGUUGUCUUAGAACCAAAGUUGAUUGUAGAAAUGGGCAUGUACUCUUUGAACAAGAACAUUUAUUUUUUGUUCAGUGGUGGCUUAAUAACUGCAUAUCUUUCAGUAGCAUUGUUAUUCUGGGUCAAGUUCUUGUUUUCAAUUGUUUAUAACACUAUCUGGUUGGUUGUCAGCGGGGAAAAACUGUUUUCCUCCAGUCUCAAUAUUUGACCAACUCAGAACAACAUUCUCAAAUAAAGAUUCCAGCAAACCACUUACAAUAUAAUGUUUCUGAUUUUGUUCCUUUAUUUCCUUUUUCCAUUUUUUUCUCUGUGCCUGAUUCAUCUCGGCAUAAAUGUAUAACAGUCUAUGAUAUUUAGCUGAAGAUAAAGCUUUGUUUUGUAUUAUGUCCUAGAGCUUAUAUUUAAUCUUGAAGAGCAAAUAUUUCCUCUCAACCUUUUCACUUAAAAUUAUAAUUUGGAAACCAUAUUAUAAAGGCGUGGUAGCUGGAAAUUCAAAACACUGGAAAAGUGGGUUGAGUACACAUUUCAUCGCAUACAUUGUACUGUUGUUGUCUCGGCAAUUUACUUUACGUUCAUGGCAGAAAUUAUGCUCCCAAUUGAUAAUCUUUUGCAGUAUUCACAAUCCAGGUAGUGGGGUUUCAAUGUUUGUAUGCCUGGCUUAUAAAACCAGGUAAAGUACAUCCAAGGAUAUUGGUCACAUUGGAAUACCUGGUAAAUAUUGGUUUUAUGCAGGGUUUUUUUCUACCUUCAUUGAUACCAAAAAUAUCAUAACACUAGUGUCAGCACAAUUGGCACUUGCAAAAUAUUUGCAUUAAUGUAUUUUAAUGUCAUGAAAUCUAAUGUAAUUUUCAUAUUGUUUGUACUUUUUUUUUUUAAAAUCUUAAACUGAAAAAUGUAAAUACUUAGAUUUUUUUUUAAAUGUGAAAAUAGGUGUUUAUAAUUUGCAUUUUCUUGGUUAGAAAUGACAGAAAUGUAAAUAUCAGGACUUGGAACCUAAAGUUCUCUGAAUUUGUUAAAAAUGUAAACUAAAUGCAAGUAUCUUACUGUAUUUGGGUUGUGCUUGAGCUCUAUAAUAGUUGAAAUGUAGUAGUGAAAGUCAUAUUUUGAAAUAUUUCUCAUUUGUUUUUCAUUACUCUACAAUUAGUUCAUCAGUUUGGAAACUUGGAAACUCCUACUACGUAAAAAUUGUGGAGCCGUAUUUCUAUGGUAAAUAAAAAUAUAAAAUUUACAAGGUAA